UACCUCAGAGCUGCCUUUAUCGACGUCCGUAACUCCAUUUUGCGUUCAAAGGAAACCAACUGUCUGCACUUAGUUUUUCUCAAAAAGCUUUGUAUUGGUUUAGUUUUAAAAGCCUUAUUUAUUUUUUAAGUGCGUGAGCGCAACCUCAGGUCCGGUGAACGAUGGCAGCCCAUGUGGAGACCCAGUGUUCAAGCGCCACGGAGGGCAGCGCCUAUUCGGCAACAGUCAGUCAGGGCUAUGUUUUACCAGAAGGAAAAAUCAUGCCAAACACAGUCUUUGUUGGUGGAAUUGACAUAAAGAUGAACGAAGCAGAAAUUCGGAGUGUCUUUGAACAAUAUGGUACUGUGAAGGAGGUCAAAGUCAUCACUGACAGAACUGGUGUUUCAAAGGGGUAUGGAUUUGUGUCUUUCCUUGACAAUGUGGAUGUUCAAAAGAUAGUUGAGUCACAAAUCAACUUCCAUGGUAAAAAGCUGAAACUGGGGCCAGCAAUCAGAAAACAACAAAACUCAAAUUCCUGUGUGCAGCCCAGACAAUUAGUUCUUGGUCCUCCCCCACCACAGUUUCAGAGUGUGUGGGGUAAUCAGACUGUGGAGACGUACAUGCAGCCUCCAGCCGUAAUGAACCCUGUAACACCCUAUGUUCAGCCCUAUCAAUACAGUUCAUCACCAACUGUACUGCUAAAGCAGCAAGUUCCCAUCGGGUGUCAACCGGCUUACAACUAUCAGGCUCAACCACAAUGGCUUGCUGGGGAGCAAAGAAAUUAUGUUAUGCCUCCACCUCCGGUGUAUACUUCAGUAAACUAUCAUGGCACCGAGGAUCCAGGAUUUAUACAGAUGGAAUGUGCUGUUCCAGAACUCCUGCCGUUGCCUAACAGCCCACAAAAGAAGUCUGUGGACAGGGGCAUGCAAACGGUAUUAUCCUGUAUGUCUAGUCCUGAGAACCAGCUGAUAAAUGAUUUUGCAUCACAAGACAACAAUGUAAAGGAGAGUAAGACAUACCACUUCAGAAGAGGAAGGACAGUACACAAAAAUGUUUGAUCAACGAAGACUUCAGAGUAUCUAAAUUAAUUAACUAGAUGUUACUAGCAAUACAGAGUGUAAUAUUUCUCAAAGUUACUUCAAGUACGUUUGUGCUCAUGUUCUACCUGUUUUGAUACUGUUGUUGUUGCUUGAGUAGUUUGAAGUUCAAAGUUGUAAGAGGUGACAAACUUCAGUGCUACUGUUGUGUGCUUCCCCUGACAACUGACUGGAAUGUUAGAGAGUUUAUAUGUUUGCUGCAUGUGGAUUUUUCUCUGAGCUUUAAGGUACAGUUUGCAUAUUACACAUGGUUUUUCAUUAACUACAAUUUCACUCAUACUGACCAGUUAACUCCUGCAGUUCAAAAAUGGAAGUAGUUAUUUGCCCAAGAGAUUGUAUUUUAAGACUGAACUCUUAAAUCAGUGCAGAAGAUGAUGAUAAGUUGUAACUGAGCUGGAGCUGUGUAAGUCCUGGUUGCCUUUAGAUGACAUAAUCAGUGUGGUUAUGUUCACUGAUGACAGUCUAUGUACCUGCAGUCUUGAGCAUCACUACUAUUUUUGGGUAAGUAAUGAAGAGAAUCCUAAAAUUCCUGUAUGUAACUUCAAAUGCAAGAAUGUUAUCUGUAUUGGACCCUCAGUCAGCCAAUACAGGACUUUUUACUUGGAAAAUCUUAGCAAUAACUGUAUUUUAAACUUCUGAGAAAAUACUGCACUUAUGAGCCUUUGUUAUGUGAUGCAGAGUAUGUGUAAGACUGUUUUAAUAAUCAUGUAGAUUUUAGGUGUGUAUUGUGAAACAGUGAAAUAAAUUUUUACUUUUCCUUGGUUUCCUAAACUUCUGGUGUGACAAAUCUAAAUAAUAACUUACUAUUCUAUGUGAGAUUUCCAGUUACUAUAAAUCUAUAGUAACCUUAAUUUUGUGUAGAUACUAGUUGAAGUUUUGAAAGAAUAGAAUUGAGAACUGUAUUCAGUCUUGUAUGUUGGGUCCUACCUUUGCUUUUUUUCUCCUACUCAAACAUCUCAGUCUCUCCAGAUGAUAAAAGAAAAUUAGUCUUCUCCUGUUAAGGACGUAUGUAUGAGGUUGUUUAGAAUGUCAUGUUCAGCUUCAGAUUUCCAGAAGGCUUAGAGGUAGUAAUGGCUAGGCAAAGACUUGGCCAGAAACAUGUUAGUGAAAUGUCUAGAAGGGAACUGAACAUGUAAGGGGGGAAUAUGGCUAGAGCAAAUGUCCAAGGACUGCUGCUCAGGAGUGUUCUGGAUAAAACUUUAUUAAAGUAGGGUGGGGGAGAAUGGGGGUAAGUUUUUUUUGAGCCACUUUAUGCAGCUUUGUACCAAUGUUCUGAUAGCAUAAAUUAACCUGGAAAAAGCAAAUCCCAUACCGGUUUCUCUACUCACUGUUUCACGUCACUGAAGAUAGUAUUAAGCAUUCCAUGAUGCUGAUUUGCUGUGUUUUUCCCGGACUGCUAUUUAAAGGUAGUGGCUUGGUAAAUGCUUAACUUCUGUGUCAGCAGCUUUUUUUGCAAGGUUUUUCUAGUCUUGAUUCAGGACCCUGUCCUUUCCAACUCCCAGUACCUAAACAGCUGGCAUGUGCUUUCAAAGCUGUGAUGUCAGUUUAUUGAUAAAAGAUAGUUGUUUCUUUGCAAACACAGAUGUCUUUUUCGUUUAAUGCUUUAGGUUGGGUUGGUUGCCCCAGGCUUUACUUAAAGCUUUCUGCUGUAGCUCUAAGAAAAUACAAAGUGCCAUAUGCAUAGCUGUCUCAUUGAAGAAUCCCACCACCAAAAGAAGAGAUUAGACUAGAAGAUACCUAUGCAGAGUGCGUAUUUUCUGUUUAUUUGACCGAGUGUUAUGCACAGGACCAUCUGGUGAGCAAGUGGAUUGUAUAGUGGGUUUGAAAUGCUGGUACAGGCCUCCUGAGUGGUUUUAUCACAGGGGAAUGCAUAACCAAGGCCUCCCUACAAGUACCACUUAUUUUUUUCUUCCAUUAGAUCACACUGUGCUGGUUCUGCUAGCUGCUUACCUGUAGAGAACUGGUUUGUUUUUUUCUUUAGUUGUAACUAAACCCAUGCAUUUUUAAUGUUUUUUUGAAGUACCCUAUAACAUAACAUUAACAUAAAGCAUAACACAAAACCAAUAGGUAGAUCUUUCCUGUUGCAUUGAAACAUCUGUUUAAUAUUGCUGUGACUGAAGGCAUGUCCAAAAUCGGUGCAUGGUUGGAGCAUUUUGCAAAUUUGUACCUCUUGUAUUCUCAAAUCGAGUGGAGCAUGUUAACUGAACUAGCAGGCAGUAGUGAGUUUUUGUGGAUCUGCAUUUGCUUGCACACAGUAUUUACAUUCUGUGAUACUCAAAAGCUUUGGGUGUACCUUAAAUAUUAAGACAGCUCUUUGUCAAAAGAAACAAUGGCUUAGACAAGAUAGAAAAAUACAAUGCUUGCAUUUAAUUGGUAUUCUAGAGCUAUGACGCUUGGUUUGUGUUACGGUUCUUGCCUGAAGUACCCCAGUUUGCUGUCUGAUGGCCUUUUCAUAUCUUUUUACCCACUUGGCCAUCUGACAGAAUUAUUCUUGGAAUGAGACAGCCAGACAGAUGGUAUUCUUGGAUCUCCAUUAGAAUGAUUGUCUGGCACAGACACUAAUUCCCUGUCAAAAUGGAAAUAUUUUUUCCUUUCCUAGGUAUGUGUGCUACACCAAGCUGAUAAACUAUAUUAAUCUGAAGGUGGUGUGAUCCUUUAUUGCUACAAAGAAACAAAAGGGUUUUCCCUUAAUUGUAUUUCACAGGGUUUUUUUGUAUGCCUUACUGAGAGAUUUUUGAAGUUGUCUAACAGGUCUACACUCUGUAUUCCUUGCAGGAAUGACUUUGUAAACCAUUAUUUUAAGAUAGAUGUAUAAUUUAAGAGCUCUAAUGUCUGCCACUUGGUUGCUAAGAAAGUUUAAAAGAAAGUGAUCCCAAGCUAUUAAGAAAAUUGAGGUUUCUUCAGAUGGAAUAUGCAUCUCGAAAAUCCUGAAGUAGCUUUACAACCCAGAUGGAUUCUUACUUCCUGCUUUGUUUCUACUCUAAAGUUUGGGCUGAACCUUGGGGGGACAAGUUCACAUACUGUAACUUCUUUUAAGGAAGAAGGUCUCCCCCGAGUUUAAAAAGGCCUUUGUUACUGUCCCAGUGACUGCUCAGGGUUCAACUUUGGUGAAUAAAUGUGUAAAGAGUU
Molecule: messenger RNA, 4205 nt
Organism: Corvus hawaiiensis (hawaiian crow)
Lineage: Eukaryota; Metazoa; Chordata; Aves; Passeriformes; Corvidae
Gene: DAZL
Product: deleted in azoospermia like
Exons: 11
Coding region: 162-1037 (291 amino acids)
Molecular function (GO): mRNA 3'-UTR binding
Source: RefSeq, a predicted model, not a curated record